This is a messenger RNA of Knipowitschia caucasica, 897 nucleotides long. Lineage: Eukaryota; Metazoa; Chordata; Actinopteri; Gobiiformes; Gobiidae. The record is from the annotation of a GenBank genome assembly.
AUGGAUGGGACUGUGCUCAGGACCAUUAUUCUUUUGUGCAUCUUCACCAAAUGUAUCAGUCAAACUCUUGCACCAACAGAUGCUACAAUGACCACAUCAGGACAAAAUAUCACAACUUCACAAAGAGUCACACCUCCAGGAUCUACUGCUUCUGUGAACACAACCCGCUCCACUGAGAGAACUCCUGAUCAACAGAGCAGUGUGGGCACACCACCAGCAGAGGGCAGCACCUCCACGGGCUUCACUACAGGUCAAACUCUUGCAUCAACAGCAGGAUGUGCAGGUCCAUCUCUGCUCUGUUGUCCAGGGCGAAACAAUAGCUGUUUUGCAGCCGCUGGAUGUUUUUGUGACGAGAUAUGUCUGACUCUUGGAGACUGUUGCUCUGAUUAUGUCUCCUCCUGUAACCAAACAAAUGCUACAAUGACCACAUCAGGACAAAAUACCACAACUUCAGAACAAGACACACCUCCAGACAUGCAAAAAACCCAUGUUUACCUCAAAUUAAAAGUCCAUACCAGCUCCAGAGAAAACCAAUCUGCUCUUCACACCAGCCUUUCUAAUGUCAGCUCUCCCUCCUCCUCACGUCCGCGCUGUCCACACCAUCAGGCUGCAGAGGUAUCCGCGGUUCCCUGCGGUGUUUGGAUGUCGAAGGCCCCAGUGUUAUUGAUCCUGAUUGGGCCUCACAGGAGGAGAUUCCGGCCUGGCUUUGACCCGCACUUUUCCAUGUUUCCACCCUUCUUUCAGAUCAUCAAGAAGCCGCCGCCGCUGCUCCCCGUCCACAUUGGCUUGCAAAUCCCGACUUGGUCCUUGAAGCAUGACGCACAAAGCAGUGAGUUCCAGGUAACAGGAAACAGUCUUUUGGUCCUGAUUAAUCCAGUCUUCCAUAGUUUUGACUAG